AUGCCGACUCUUCGAGCAAAUCGUGCAGUCGCAGCAACUCAAUCGAUAAGUGGAUUUCUUGUGCAUAUAGUUAGAGGUAGGGAGAGCAGGGAGAGGUUUACGGCGUCUUCAUCAGAAGACUCUGACGAGGAUUACAGUGAGGAGACAUCGUCAUCAUCAUCAUCGGACACGUCAACAUCCAGUGACACUGAAGACGAACUGCCUCCAUCACCAAGGGCAUAUCACACUCGCGCUAUGGAUCGAAAUCGAGCACCGUCUUCAAGGGUGAGGACUCGAUCUGGAAGUGAACUUUCAUCGAGCAACGGAAAUUUCGACGAUUCCAGAAGCGAGAGAAGCCAAUCCGAAGAGGUGACUCGGGACGAAUCCGCGCGUACGGUCAUGGGUGCUGUAGAUGAUGAGGUCCAAUUGAUUGAAGACGACGGACCGUUUCCAGCUGAUAGAAAUAUCCGAACAACACCGUCCAACUCCGACGACGAGUUGGAUGCUGUGAAUCGUCCCAAGCGAAGAAGAACUGGAACUCCCGCGAGUCAGGAUGAUGGGAAUCCCAAGACUAGUGCGUCAGGAGGGGGAGUGGCAUCGAGUGCGAUGCAUUUCACAAACGAUGAUAGUUGUACUGAUGACGGUUGCUCUAUAUGUUAUGAGGACUACACCAGUGCGGGCGAGCACCGUCUUGCAUCAAUAAAAUGUGGGCACUUCUUCGGAUAUUCCUGUAUUACACGUGGUAGCGAGGUUCCCUAUCAGAUGGUCAUUCAACCAGUAAGGGGAGGACGAAUGUUUAUGAUUCCUGAACGAAAAGAAGCACUAAUUAUUGGUCCUGCUAACGCCGAUGCACGUGCUUUCGAUUACAACGGAGAUUGUUGGGCCGUAGGUGUCGCUUGCUCGCAGGCUGGCAAUCUCUUUUGCCCAUAUGGCAUUCGUAUGCUUAUUAUAAAUCAGCAGGAGUUCAAGCUUCGCGAAUGUUAUCCGCUCCAUAGCGCACGAUCUCGCGUUGUCGUUUUUUCUCCUUUCGAAUCUACCGUUCUUCUAUCAGGUAUUAUUUCCUUGUGUUUCAGUAUUGCUUCUAGCACCUUAGAGAUAGCUUCUUUUUUAUUCAUAGAAGAUGGAGCGAAGGCAGAUGAACUGCGGCUAUUCAAAAGAUAA
Angiostrongylus costaricensis is the source of this 1140-nucleotide messenger RNA. Lineage: Eukaryota; Metazoa; Nematoda; Chromadorea; Rhabditida; Metastrongylidae. The record is from the annotation of a GenBank genome assembly.